Paraglomus occultum is the source of this 294-nucleotide messenger RNA. NCBI's taxonomy places the organism in Eukaryota, Fungi, Glomeromycota, Glomeromycetes, Paraglomerales, Paraglomeraceae. The record is from the annotation of a GenBank genome assembly.
GCCGCGAAACUAUUGUAAGAGUGACUGUUGAUGAAGAAGAGCUUUAUUAUCCGAGGCGCAAACGUCCCCGCCAAAUUGAUAAAAGUCAGGAAUACACUGACAUUUCCAAAAUUAGGAGUGUUGCUGGGAUUAGUGGUGGAAUGAAGGUCAAAGCGGAUCGUGACGAAUCCUCUCCGUACGCAGCAAUGUUGGCAGCUCAAGACGUUGCUGCUAAAUGUAAAGAACUCGGUAUUACUGCUUUACACAUUAAACUCCGUGCAACUGGUGGCAAUGGAACAAAGACCCCCUGGCCAG